GACUCGGCCAGUGUGGUCACACCCGCUCUCCGCGGCGCCACUCUCACUCCUGGCGCGCGUGCCCUUACACCCGCACUCUCCCUCUGUACCACACUGUAGCCACCCGAGUCCGCUCAAAAACUAGCCGACAGUGUAGGAUAAAUCCACAGCAGACCGUACCGCGAUAUUCGCUGGUCAGUGCUAGUAGUGAUCUACAAGACUUGUGUGUUGUCCUUCAAUUGCUGCCAGACAUAAAGAAGAAAUCUACAGUAUGGUAAGAUCUCUGACAGUAUCGCUGGUGCUGGUGGUGGCGACCAGCAGCUGGGUCAUGUCCCAGAGACCCAACCACCCAGUUUUCUUGCCCGGCACCCGCUCCAGCACCGACUCCAGCAUCACUUUUCUUGAGAAUCCGGGUAACCCAGUUACAAGCAAGCUUCGCACAAAGGAGAAGCCAAAGUGCUCACUGGAUACAGCUCCCAUUGAUGGUGAACCUUGCAACGAAGAUCCGGAAUACGACAACAUGGUUAAACAGCACGUGGCAUUUCUCUUAAGUAGGAACGAAAGACUCCGCGGGCUAGUGAAUGACCCUAGCCUCAGAAACAUUCUCAGAGACGUGGAUAUCAACACCACCUUCGUGGGCACCAGCAGUGUCAACACCAGGAUCACCCCCCUCGAGCAGGAGUCUCCAGUCUGCUCCUCGGCCGAGACGCUCAUCUUCCCCAAGCGCGGCAAGACCUCCAAGAAUGACUGGGUCUUUGUGGUCAACCAGGACAAUGUCCAGCAGGCUCUGAGGGUGGAGAAGUGCAUCAAUGAAGGAGAAUCCUGCAACUUCGGGAUGCCACUUCAGGGGAAUACAAUAGCAGUGUGUCGCCAGAAGUAUGUGUACCGGAGGAUGCUAACGGUCGGCAGCAACGACAUACAGCCGGAAGAGGUCCUCAUGCCCUCAUGCUGCGUCUGUUAUGCCAGAAAACCAGGAUUUGAUCUUAGUGUUCGGGUGGGUGCGUCACAGCCAACCAUGACACCCACAUCAGGAGUACCAGCCCCUUCCGGACCACCAGUUGCCAACACACGAACCAUGCCUUGGAGGUUUACGCGUAGACUGAAAUAACUCCACCACUAGCUGGAAUACAGCGAUACUCACAUUUUUUGUGAACUUUUACAUUUUUUAAUUCUCUAUCAGAUUUUUUCAUUGUCAUAAUCAUUAAUGCUUUAUAAUUAAACAUAAUUUUCUGGAAUGAAUCUAGAGUAAUCUGGACAGUUAGUUGCAAGUAGUUAUAUAGGAAAAAGUGUAUUGUUAUGAAUUGUUCUAUUUCCUCAAGUAGUUAUGAACAUGUAUUUUCAUAUGAAAAAUACCUUAAUAAGCAACUAAGAGAUGCUGGUCUCUGUUAGUUAACAAUGUCAGCUUUAAACAGUCAAAAUGAGGCUCAGCAUUAAUAUAGUGAACCAUAAUUUCCCAUGUUAUAUUGUGUACAAAGCUCAUUCUUUUUUAACUUUGCUAUAAAAAAAAUACUUUCAGUAGAGCUCAUAGCGUGAAAUAUUUUUGAUCUUGCCAAAUCCUACUUGUCAUGUUAGCAAUACAUAAUCACAAGUAGGUGUAUGUGAUCCGUUUAGCACAAUUUCUUAAGAGUUCUCUCUGUUUUGUCAGUUGCUGGGCAUUUAAUAAUGGCAGAAUGGAGGCUUUUUCCUUAUAGACAUUUUUCCUCUGGUUUACUAGUUACAUUUCAAUGCAUUCACUGGAUGCUGCAGGUUAUAUAAAAUUCGAAUUAUCUGUCAUUCACAUAUUGUACCACCAAAUGUGAACUAUAUAAAUGAUAUACAAAUUAUAA
This is a messenger RNA of Procambarus clarkii (red swamp crayfish), 1805 nucleotides long. RefSeq names its product protein spaetzle. Gene Ontology annotation, biological process: innate immune response; central nervous system formation. Gene Ontology annotation, molecular function: Toll binding; growth factor activity. Lineage: Eukaryota; Metazoa; Arthropoda; Malacostraca; Decapoda; Cambaridae. Gene Ontology annotation, cellular component: extracellular region. The record is from RefSeq and is a predicted model, not a curated record.